Molecule: messenger RNA, 1788 nt
Organism: Oryzias latipes (Japanese medaka)
Lineage: Eukaryota; Metazoa; Chordata; Actinopteri; Beloniformes; Adrianichthyidae
Gene: tmem236
Product: transmembrane protein 236
Source: RefSeq, a predicted model, not a curated record
CUAGUGUUUUUGUUCCUGCCUGUCGUUCUCCCUCUUCACCACUAGAGGCAGACAUUUCUGUUGUCAACACAGUUUCUGGGUUUUCUCUGGCAGAGUUUAAACCGAAAAACUUCAGGACAAUUUUAUGUAUGCAAGUGUUCUGUGUGUUUUCUUAUCGGACAUUGUUUUCAUCGUAAAUGUCCGAUCAAGUCCUCUGAUCCGGUUCUGUUGAGCUCUCUCCUUGAAAUUCUAGUAUAGGAUGUCUUUUCUUUCUGGGCUCAUAAAAAAGACCCGCGUGACCACUUCAUGACCCCAGCAGUAAAAAGCCUCAGGCUGCAGAGUAAGCAGGCUCAGCGAGCAGAGUCCAGCCGCCCGCCGCCUCCUCCCCGUCUCUGACUGGAGGAGAUGAUCGUCUCCGGCUGCUCGCCGACCAUGCCGUCGGGGAAGACGGUCAAGCUCUUCUUGUAUGAGGGGCUGCAGUUCGCCGCUGUCGUGGUGCCCCUCUUUGUCGUCAUGGAGAGGUUCGCCCGGGUCGUCCGUGUGGCGAAGGGGUGGGACGAGACGGCUUACUGGCUGGUGGUGGCGGCCUCCAUCGCCUACGUGACCUCUGUGACCCUGCUGGUGUGGGCUCCGCUGAAGUACGUGACCCUGAAGAGGCGGAGGGUCGUCGCAGAGAUAACUCAGUGGAGGCCGACGGCGCUGGCGUACCUGCUCCUGUGCACGCUACCGUGUUUUGCCAUCAUCGUAGCUGGCUUCAAGGUGCAGAUGGACAGUGGACUCUACAGUGACCCGUUCACAGAGCUGCCCGUUUCCUUGGUGCUGUUCUGUCUCAUCUGUGUGGACGUCAUCGAGAGGAUACGCCCGUGGAGGCUCAUGGGAAAAUCCAACACCUUUGACCCGGACGGGGACGCGUCGGGCCCCGUCCCCCCCCGCCUGGAGCGGGUGACCACGGUGUCGGCGCAGCUGCCGGCCAAUGGAGGUCAGGAAGAGCCGGCCCGCGUCCAGGGCGAGGUCAGCAACGGCGGCAGAUGGUCAGAGCACGCCGACUCAUCCAGGCCUUCGCCUCUCAGCGCACGCACCUACCCCACGUCUUACCCGUACUCCUCCUCCUCCUCAUGGCGACCCUUGACCUACUCCGGGCCCCUGCGCGUCCUGUGGAGGCGGGACGGCCGGGCGAAGGUGUUCAUGGCGAGCUUCCUCUUCUGGUUGGACACGGUGGAGAUGCUGAGGUCAGCAGGAGAGCCGUCAGUCUUUGGCACGGGGUGGGUGUUCCCCGUCUACGUCCUGACCUUCCUCUCGGCUCUGCGGGUCAUCAUCGCUCCUCAGAGCGGCCUGCUGCCUCUGGCGGGGGUCGUUCUGCAGGACCUCCCGUUCUUCGUCCUCCGUUUGGCUCUGACGGCGGCGUUCGGCUUCAUCACGCCGGUGCUGUACCUCAUGAAGAACCUCCUGGUGUGUCUGUCCUACGUCUACUUCACAUGGCUGACCCGGCUGACGCCCUUCAGAGGCCACAGCAUGUUCUAGAGGUCCAGACAUCGAACUGAAGCCCUGCGAAGGUUCAUCCUAAUCCCAGCGUGGAACAUAAUCUAGAGUUUAAACGUAAAGUUCAGGCUCUUCUUUGUGUCCAGCUGUAUUUAUUUAUCUUUUAUUUGCUACAUUUGACUAUUUUAUUGCAAUGAUGAAUGUAAACGAUUCCAUUGGAACCAUAAACAGUCCUUUUCAGCUCUGCUGUGAACAGUAAAAAAGUACCUCCAAUUAAGUUUUUAAAGGUGGAAAAAUAAAGAUAAUUGUUUUGUUUUUUUUACUUAAAAA